Messenger RNA from Morchella sextelata, 1212 nucleotides. RefSeq lists its product as uncharacterized. Gene Ontology annotation, molecular function: protoporphyrin ferrochelatase activity. NCBI's taxonomy places the organism in Eukaryota, Fungi, Ascomycota, Pezizomycetes, Pezizales, Morchellaceae. Gene Ontology annotation, biological process: heme biosynthetic process. The record is from RefSeq and is a predicted model, not a curated record. The transcript has 3 exons. The coding region runs from base 1 to 1212 and encodes 403 amino acids.
AUGGCCUCCCGAAUACCCCUUAAGCAGCUUGCCAGAACCAGCACCUUCCCAAGCGCCUUCUUCUCGCCGCGCAUCGCCGUCCCCGCAGCCCGCAGCCUAGCCACCGCAACCACCACCCAAUCACCAGCACACAAGCCCAAUGACGGCACCGCAAUAGUCCUCCUAAACAUGGGCGGCCCCAGCACCGUCCCCGAAGUCCACGACUUCCUCUCCCGCCUCUUCGCCGACGCCGACCUCAUCCCCCUCGGCCCCCUACAGAAGUACCUCGGCCCCCUCAUCGCGCGCCGCCGCACCCCCAAGAUCGAAGCCCAAUACUCCGUCAUCGGCGGCGGCUCCCCCAUCCGCCGCUGGUCCGAGCUGCAAGCCACCGAGGCCUGCAAGCUCCUCGACAAGCUGCACCCCACCACCGCACCACACAAGCCGUACGUGGCCUUCCGGUACGCCGCGCCCCUCACCGAAGACACAUUCCUGCAGAUGCAGGCCGACGGCAUCCGGCGCGCAGUAGCAUUCACGCAGUACCCCCAAUACUCGUGCUCGACGACGGGGAGCUCCCUCAACGAGCUGUGGCGGCUGGCGAAGAAGUACGACCCCGCGGGGCAGAUCGAGUGGAGCGUCAUCGACCGGUGGCCGACGCACAAGGGGCUGGUCGACACGGUGGCCAAGCACAUUGAGGCGUCGCUGGCGACGUACCCCGAGGGACAGCGGGGGGGCGUGGUGCUGCUGUUCUCGGCGCACAGCCUGCCGAUGUCGGUCGUGAACCGCGGGGACCCGUAUCCGGCCGAGGUCGCGGCGACGGUGUAUGCGGUGAUGCAGCGCCUGGGCUUCAAGAACCCGUACCGGCUGGUGUGGCAGUCGCAGGUGGGGCCGAGGCCGUGGCUGGGCGCGCAGACGAGUAAUACCGUCGAGGAGUAUGUCAAGAAGGGGCAGACCAACCUACUGCUCAUCCCUAUCGCUUUCACUUCCGACCACAUCGAAACCCUCCACGAGCUCGACCUCGAGAUCAUCGCAGAGUCCAAGCAGCCCGGCAUCAAGCGCGCAGAGUCGCUCAACGGCGACCCCAUGUUCAUCAAGGCGCUGGCCGACAUUGCGCACGAGCACCUCAGCGGCGGCGCCAGGACCAGCACGCAGCUGGGGCUGCGGUGCCCAAUGUGUGUCAGCGAGAAGUGCAGGGAGCAGAAGAAGUUCUUCGCGGGGAGGAAGGAGGUGGAAUAG